GUGUGAGGAUACCACCUCUCAGUGGCUGCCCUGGACAAUUCCUGGAAAAUAAGUUACCAGGUCCCUUACACAGGAAAGAUGAACUCUUCGAAGGUGUUCAAAAACUCUGGCAUACAUUCUUGGUACUUAACCAGAAGCGGAAACCCAUUGAAAGAGACUUCAUAGUCGAUCAUCCACACUUCCGCCAUCUGACGCAUGGAAUCUGGAAGAUGGCUCCAGUCUUUUCGCCAGGGGCUUUGGUCCGCACACUUGAAGUAUUUGUGCAUUUAAAACUAAAUCAAAAAUCAAAACUAAUUCAAAGUCUUCUGCUACUUUGCCAGGAAAACCUGAGUAGUUUAAAUGAAGAAGAAAUUGUCAUUUUGGCCAAUGCUUUGGAAUAUCUAAGGAGUGACAGAAAUGUGGAUCUGCUAAAAUCUGGUCUACGCUUACUGAUGGCUGUGAAAAUUGAAGUGGUUAAUGAAGUGACGCCACUUCUGACCAUGAUGAAAGUCCUUGGAAGAAAUGCACCGUUAAAAAUUAGAUUAAAGCUUGAGGACAAAGCUUUACAAAUGGUUGACAAAUUUAACAUUGCACAGAGUAAAAACCUAUUUUGUGUCCUUGCUGAUAUCGACUUCUAUUCUGAACAUCUGCUGAAUGCUUGCAGUCAGAAACUCAUUGAUGGCAUAGAUGAACUGUCAUAUACAAACAUUAUUAGUAUCCUGUCUUGCUGCUGUGAAAUGGAAUAUAGCAAUGAAAGGUUAAUGACUAUUGUUGGGGAUCAGAUUUUGAAGACCAUUUGCUUGUGGAAGCCUUGGCAGUUGGCUCUGAUACUUCAGUACUUUACAUACCUACGUUUUCGACAUACUCUGUUGCUGGAUCGAUAUGCUGCGAUUUUUACGAAUAAUUUAAAUUCAGUAAAAUUACGGGAUUUAUUGGAGGCAGUCAAAAUCUACUCCAUGCUGAAUCAUCUUCCAGAAGACAAGACGCAGCAGUUUCUGGAGGCUGUGAACACAUCACUAGAGGCACACCUCGAUAGUAUUCCACCUAGAAAUCUUCUCUUUACUGUGUUCAACUUGUGUAUUCUAGGAGUAUAUCCUGACUUUGCAAUAAACAAGCUCCUGCAGUAUAAAAACAUUCUCACUCACAAAGAACACCCCAUUCUUGCGCACAUUAACGUGUGUUUGAUGAUAGAUGGGUCCUUUUUAAACCGCCAGUCAUUGCUCGGCAUGAAGAAAAUUCCCGCUACAACUUGUGAAGACAUUCGAAAUUUUCACAUUGAGAUGGAAAACUUUAUUAAUGAUCCUGACUUGUACUAUCACAGCGUGAAGAUAGCCAACACCUACUACAUAGAUUUUAUAUUGGCGUUGGAUACCCAAGAGAACAAGUUGGUUCCAGUAGGUGACAUGCAUGCAGACAGCCUACAGAUCACUGACAGCUCAGAAAAUAUUGUUCGUAUUGCUGUAUUGUGCUGUACUCCAAAUGCCUUUGCGAUGGGCACUCUUCAUCCACUGGGGAAGCUUGCACUGAAGAUCAGGAAUCUCAAGUCUUUAGGUUUCUCUGUAGUGCUGGUCCCCAUGCACAGGAUGAUGAGAAUGACUGAAGAGAAGAGAGUGGAAUUCAUGAAGACAAUUAUCUUCGAAGAAUUAUCUGACGAUCCAAAUGCAUUGGAGUGCAGAUGGGCCAAGGAGGAGUUGCAGCAAAGCCCCCAAGACACAUAA
Molecule: messenger RNA, 1697 nt
Organism: Nanorana parkeri
Lineage: Eukaryota; Metazoa; Chordata; Amphibia; Anura; Dicroglossidae
Gene: FASTKD2
Product: FAST kinase domains 2
Exons: 12
Biological process (GO): mitochondrial RNA processing; regulation of mitochondrial mRNA stability
Cellular component (GO): mitochondrial matrix; ribonucleoprotein granule
Molecular function (GO): RNA binding
Source: RefSeq, a predicted model, not a curated record